Molecule: messenger RNA, 1058 nt
Organism: Paramecium pentaurelia
Lineage: Eukaryota; Ciliophora; Oligohymenophorea; Peniculida; Parameciidae
Source: the annotation of a GenBank genome assembly
AUGGAAGAGUUAAGAAAAUCAAUUAUCAAAUAAGAAGAAGAGAAGAUGAAUAAUAAAUUAACAUUAUUGGAAUAAUCAGUUGGAUAUCCAUUAAAUGAAUAUAUGAACUAAGAGUUUAUUAACAAAAUUCCAGAAGAUAGUUUUUUAUGGUAUAUUUUCUGAUAUUAGAUCUUAAAGGCAAGUUCUUUCCAAUAAGUAUUUAGUUAUGAAAGGAGAAAAACCAUCAAAACAAGAUAUUAGAGAACAUAAAUUAUAUGAAGAGAUUACAUUUCAUGAUUUUGUAAAUGAAUGUUUACAAGCUAUUAUGUUCUUUCAUUUAAUAAUUAUGGAUUUUAAACUUAAUUUAAGAAUCAUAACUGACUCCAUUCAAACUUUACAAUAGUAAAUAUAAAUUCUAAAAGAAUAUUAAUAAAUCAAGUUUGAUUAACCAAAUAGACUUUCAAUAAGUUAUACUAGACAUAAAAGUCUUAAAACAGAGAUAUUUAGAUAUUAUAAAAUCAAAUAUAAAGUAGCUAUGAAUUAAUAAGAAUAAAAAUCAAUUUAUUCAUAUGGAGAUGAUUUAACAUGUUCAUUUCCAAUAUUACCAGAAAGUAAUACUUUACAUUUUACUAUUCUUGGUAAAAGAAUAGAUGGAGGAGAUAAAUUUGAAAUUUUAAGCAAAAUAGAUAUGGGUUUAGAUGAAGUUCUUGUAUCAUUUGAUUUAAAAACAUAUUCAAAAGAAUUAAUUAAACCUUGUAUAUUAACAUUAGAUUAUAGAGAUGAAUCUUAAGAUGCUUUAUAUGAUGGUCCAAAUCCUAUAGAAUUAAGGUAAUCUAUAUCUAAAAUUAAGAUUUUAGUUACAAAUGCCUUGUGAAUAAAGAAUUUAAUUGAUGGAAGGAUUAUUAGAAAGAUAAAAGAAAGUAGAAGAUUAAUAUAGAGAAUAAAUGUAAUUAAAAAACAAUUCCAUUUAAUAAAUCAUAGAACCAUUUGAUGAUAUUAUUUAUAUAUAAGGAGAAGAUCUAAAACAUAGAAAUUCAACUGAAGACAGAGAAUUUUGUUCAGCAUGCUUAAUAUUUUGA